ACACCCACGUCAAGUAGCCGGAUAAAAUUUUUGUUGUCAAAUUUUUCUUUGUGCGCAAUAAAUUUUAAUUUAUUACGAAAAAAGUAUUAUUAAUAUAAGUUUAAUUUUAAUCAAGUGAUAAACAAAAUGCUCGAAACACUCUACGCACUCCCAUUUCAUGUUCUUGUUCCACCAAACAUCAAAGUUCGUCGCCCAACAUGGUUCCACAAACCCUCACCCAUGACAAUGUUUUCAAUAAUUUUACUUUCUUAUUUUCUAGUUACUGGAGGAAUCAUUUAUGACGUCAUUGUUGAACCACCAAGUGUUGGCGCAACUGUCGACGAACAUGGUCACUCUCGGCCUGUAGCUUUUAUGCCCUAUCGAGUUAAUGGCCAAUACAUCAUGGAAGGACUGGCUAGCAGCUUCCUCUUUACAAUCGGUGGCAUUGGAUUCAUCAUCAUGGAUCAGACCCACGCCCCUGGCAAAACGAAUCUCAAUCGAAUUCUCAUUACUUCAAUGGGAUUUGUCUUUAUUCUUGUCUCGUUCUUUACAACUUGGUUGUUUAUGAGGAUGAAAUUACCCGGCUACUUGCAGCCAUAAAAACGGAAUGAAAAAAAAGGCAGAUUUUUUAUUACUUUUAUGUAAUUUUGUAAUAUUUUAUUAUUUCUGCUUUUUGAAUUACAUUUAUAAAUCGUACAA
Molecule: messenger RNA, 678 nt
Organism: Episyrphus balteatus (marmalade hoverfly)
Lineage: Eukaryota; Metazoa; Arthropoda; Insecta; Diptera; Syrphidae
Product: putative oligosaccharyltransferase complex subunit CG9662
Exons: 2
Coding region: 127-579 (150 amino acids)
Cellular component (GO): oligosaccharyltransferase complex
Source: RefSeq, a predicted model, not a curated record